Anolis carolinensis (green anole) is the source of this 5073-nucleotide messenger RNA. RefSeq names its product zinc finger DHHC-type palmitoyltransferase 17 (gene zdhhc17). NCBI's taxonomy places the organism in Eukaryota, Metazoa, Chordata, Lepidosauria, Squamata, Anolidae. The record is from RefSeq and is a predicted model, not a curated record. The coding region runs from base 89 to 1957 and encodes 622 amino acids. Gene Ontology annotation, biological process: protein palmitoylation. The transcript is spliced from 17 exons. Gene Ontology annotation, cellular component: Golgi membrane. Gene Ontology annotation, molecular function: palmitoyltransferase activity; protein binding.
CAGGAGAGGGAGGGGGAGGAAGGAGGCAGCGGGAGGUCGCCAGGGAGCUCGUUUCCCGGCAUGCAGCGGGCGGCGCGUUCGCACAAAGAUGGCGGCGCCUCUGGAGGAGUACGAGAAAGAGGCCGGUUGUGUCCCUAUCCUGCACCCGGAGGAAAUCAAGACUCAAGCCCAUUAUAAUCAUGGAUACAGUGAAUCUCUUGGGCGCAAAAGCCACAUUGAUGAUUAUAGCACAUGGGAUAUUGUCAAAGCUACACAGUAUGGGAUUUACGAACGUUGUCGAGAGUUAGUGGAAGCAGGAUAUGAUGUACGGCAACCAGAUAAAGAAAAUGUUACACUUCUUCAUUGGGCUGCAAUUAACAACAGAUUAGAUUUAGUGAAGUUUUACAUAUCAAAAGGUGCUAUUGUUGACCAACUAGGAGGUGACCUAAACUCCACACCACUUCACUGGGCAACAAGACAGGGUCAUUUAUCAAUGGUUGUACAGCUAAUGAAAUAUGGCGCAGAUCCAUCUUUAAUUGAUGGGGAAGGGUGCAGUUGUAUUCACUUGGCAGCACAGUUUGGACAUACCUCGAUUGUUGCGUAUCUAAUAGCCAAGGGGCAGGAUGUAGAUAUGAUGGAUCAGAAUGGAAUGACUCCAUUAAUGUGGGCAGCUUAUAGAACACACAGCGUGGACCCCACUCGGUUGCUUCUUACAUUUAAUGUUUCUGUGAAUCUGGGAGACAAAUAUCAUAAGAACACAGCACUACAUUGGGCAGUACUAGCAGGAAAUACGACAGUAAUUAGUCUCCUCCUAGAAGCAGGAGCUAAUGUGGAUGCUCAAAAUAUCAAGGGAGAAUCACCACUUGAUUUAGCAAAACAAAGAAAAAAUGUUUGGAUGAUAAACCAUUUACAGGAGGCAAGGCAGGCAAAAGGAUAUGACAAUCCAUCAUUUCUCAGAAAAUUGAGGGCUGAUAAGGAAUUUCGGCAGAAGGUGAUGCUAGGAACACCCUUCCUAGUUAUUUGGUUGGUUGGGUUUAUAGCAGAUCUUGAUAUCGAUUCAUGGCUCAUUAAAGGACUGAUGUAUGGUGGUGUCUGGGCUAUGGUUCAGUUUCUUUCCAAAUCAUUUUUUGAUCACUCCAUGCAUAGUGCAUUGCCACUUGGAAUCUACCUAGCAACGAAAUUCUGGAUGUAUGUGACGUGGUUUUUCUGGUUUUGGAAUGAUCUAAAUUUUGUGUUCAUCCACCUACCAUUUCUUGUCAAUAGUGUUGCACUUUUCUACAAUUUUGGAAAAUCCUGGAAAUCAGAUCCAGGAAUAAUUAAAGCCACAGAAGAACAAAAGAAAAAGACAAUAGUGGAACUUGCAGAGACAGGAAGUUUGGAUCUCAGUAUAUUCUGCAGUACCUGUUUGAUACGGAAACCAGUGAGGUCCAAACAUUGUGGCGUAUGCAAUCGAUGUAUAGCCAAGUUUGAUCACCACUGUCCAUGGGUUGGUAACUGCGUAGGAGCAGGCAAUCAUCGUUAUUUCAUGGGAUAUCUAUUCUUUUUACUCUUCAUGAUUUGUUGGAUGAUUUAUGGAUGUAUCUCUUAUUGGGGAAUCCACUGUCACACUAGUUAUGCUGCAGAUGGUUUCUGGACAUAUGUUACACAGAUAGCCACCUGUUCACCUUGGAUGUUCUGGAUGUUUUUGAACAGUGUGUUUCAUUUCAUGUGGGUGGCAGUUCUGCUAAUGUGUCAGAUGUAUCAGAUUUCUUGUUUAGGUAUCACUACAAAUGAAAGAAUGAACGCUAGGCGAUAUAAGCACUUUAAGGUGACAACAACAUCCAUUGAAAGCCCAUUUAACCAUGGAUGUAUAAGAAAUAUUAUAGACUUCUUUGAAUUCAGAUGCUGUGGUCUUUUUCGUCCUGUUAUUGUGGACUGGACAAGGCAGUAUACAAUAGAAUAUGACCAAACGUCUGGGACUGGUUACCAGCUGGUGUAAUACCCAACUCCAACCUGUGAGCAUAUCAUAUCUGAAUGGUGCCUGGAAAAUUGUUUCUUUUCUCGAAUCCACAUCCCUUGAACAGUAGCAUGCAAUGAGUAGAGCUAACGGUGAAUCGUACGGUACCUUCUCUACAUCCGUUUUAUUAACAGAUGUUUAAAAAAGGACAGAAUAAACUGCCUAUCCUAAUAAUGAGGAGGAAGAAGGAAAAGGGGAUUUUAACUGUUCUUACCACAGGAAUUAUUCACAGACACAUUCACGCCGUUUUCUUUCUUUUCAAUUGCUUUCAAAAUGGAGCAUGAGGUUGUUAGAGAAAAAAAAUACUGAAGUCAUGCUGUACUGAACUUUCAGUAUUUAUUUUAUAAUUUGGACAAUUGCAUAGGAACUAAAGGUAAAUUUUAUGAAGCAGCCAGACUUUGGGAAUCAAUGUAUUAUAUUUAUUGCAAUGGAGUUUUGUAUCGAUUUGGCAUAGUAUUAGGUGCACUGAAAGUGCAUGUAAUACUCUGAAGAAUUAUGUUUUAUAAGGGAUCCAUCUUAAGUGAAAAGCAGGGCAUGGAAGGAUGUUGGUCAGAAAACCUGUUACCUAAAUGUCGUAGCGUCUUCUCUUAUGGCUUUGUUUCUGAAAGAAGUUGCUCAUAAUAAGCCUUGUGUAAAGUUGCACAUUCUGGUGGGAAAGCGUUGCACAAAAGAAGUACAGCUUCUCUAUCAAUAUAAAGCUCCACUUAAGUGCACAGUUAUACUUUUAUGAUUAGAUCACAAAAUGAAACAUGGCAUAAUACACAAUUUUUUAUUCAGUAUAACUCAUUGAAAACUUCUGGUACAUGCAAUCAUUACAACUGUAGCACCUAUGUAGUGGGGAUCUACUAAUAUUGUAUACUUACUAAAUAAUUGAGACCCACUACCAAUGGCAUGUUGUGCUACAGUCAUUGGAUGGUUGGAAAGUUCAACAGGAAAGCCAAACAAGUGUGAAAUAUGGGAAUGAAAGAGCCAACACAGAAUAACAGAAAGGCUGUGACUAUAAUUGCUUUGCUUUCAACUGUUGGAGAAGUAGAUUGCUUAAAAAAAGAAAUGGGACUAAUUCAGGCUCUAGCACAUUAUAAUUUCUCUAUAACAAGGCUUCAUGAAGAAUCUGAUAUGUUGGUAAGUGGGGAAACACUCUUCUCUUCAUCUCAAGUUAGCAAACCCAGAUAUAUGUGAAAGGUAAGGAAGGAGUGGUAUGAAGUCUCAUUCCAGAAGAGGUUUUUUUCGUUGCUGUUGAAUGUGAUGCACUGAUUUUCUCUUAAGGCAUUUUAAUAUAUUCCUUGUGAAUUCUUCACUGCUUCCUUAACUAUUGUUUACAGAGACUUGAAAUUUGUUUAGUUCUCCUUUUUAAAGUGCUGUAGCAACAUUGUGGUUUGAGAAUCCUGUGAGGGGGAUUGGGGAGGGGAACCUUAAAUACAGAUGAGAGACCAGUGUAAAGAAUGUGUAUCUGUAUAUAAAUAAUUUAUCAAAUAGUUUCUUUGUGAGCGUGUGCGUGUGUGUAUUAGUAUAUUUAAAAGCUGCUCAUUUAAUUUUAUCCAACCAAAAAAAAUAUAAGAAGAUAUCUAAUGGGCUUUUAUUAAUGGUCAAUAUUGCUGUUAAUAGGCACUGUACCCAGCAACUUCACUGCAUGUUCAAUGCUUGAUAAACUAGCAUUUCCUGUAAUAUGCAGAUUACAGGUAUUAAAGCAAUCUAGUGGUAUUCCCGCCCCUUGCCUUAGUAAGAGGAGCAGUGAAACUGUACAUAAUUGGUGUUCAGUAUUUGCAAGUAGACAUUUUUUCCCCUCUAGCUGUUCCUUUGAAUGCCAGGUGUGCAUAGUUUGCAAGUACCAGAUAUCAAGAUUUACAGAAGUGCAGCAUUAGUGUAACUUGAAUAUUUCAUACUGGAAAAAUUCAACUGUAUGGUUGAGUGGGAAGAAAGCAAAGUUGGCCAGAAGCAUGGCAAAAAGUCCAUUCAAUUGUGACAAAAAACAAUUUAGAGAUGUAAUAAAUCUACAAUUGUUACACUAUUACUAGGAAAUUUUAUUUUAAACCUGAAGCUGUUUGGGCAGAGCCAUCAAUUUCUUCCAUUAAACUUGUUCUAAGGUGGAUGAACAAAGAAUAAAUGCCACUUAGAUCAGACUACUUACUUCUCAGUAACUGUUGUUUAGAAGCAUUCUACCAACAUAGAUAAUUUCCUGGGGAAGUAUAAUUCCACAUAAUCUCUUAGGUUCAGCGUCCACAAUUUGUCUGCUGAAUAUAUUUGUGCUCCAGAAAAAUCUGUGCAAAAUGCAUUUGAAAUUCUUUUGUCAUUUACAGUAAAAGGUACCUUAUAGACCCCUUGUGUGCUAGAUUGUAAAAAUUGAAUCCUCUGUAAGAAAAAUGAAAACCUUAUUUUAGUUGAAUCUAAAUACAUGUAGUUGGCCCAAGAUAUGCUCUUCCUCAAACAUAUCCCAGAAGUCCCCCUGAGAUUCCCUGUAGCCUUUCCAGAGAAAGAGGCAUGGGCAAUUUUGUUCUACCAUUUCAUUUAUGAAAUCUGGAUACAAUCUAUGUAGCGUAAACCUGCUUGGCUGCGCCCUGCUGAAGUGGUGAAGGAAAAGUAUAAUAGUUAGAAUAACUUUUUGGAACAUUUUGGGCAUCUAGAAUGAUUCUAGUUGUCAAAAAUACUGAAAUAUAUUCUGAAAUCUGAAUAAGAGGGGGAAACUAUGCAGUUUUUUUUCUGCCAAGAAACUUGUUCAAUGUAUUGCCUGUCAUUCUAGCCAAUGUAUGAACCCAAUUCAAAUAGAUUAGGAAUUAGACAUCCAUUUGAUCUGAUACAGAACAAGCAAAAAAUUGAGUCUGCUAUAUAAGCUAUUUUUGAAGGUUUUCCAGUACAUCCUACCCCCUAACACCCCCUUUUGUUUUUAACGGUUAAUAUGCAUAAAAGUGCAUCUGUUAAACUUUUUUUAUUUUAUUUACCUUAUUUAUAAUUGUGCCAAGUAUUAUUUUACUACUGUCAAGAUAUUGGUGUAUUACAUUGUGAACAGAAUCUGUAAAAUGUUUAAUAAAAUAGCUCUCCUUACAUUAAAUUAAACCUGUCAAUUUUUGUAAGUUAUUAAUCAAAUAAAUACUUGUCUCCUA